GCCGGACCUCCAUACUGAGCUAAAAUUGGUUGUCAUUCGAGCAUUUAAAAAUCAAUUGACUGUAGGCUCAAACCUUUGUCUCUAACAGCAAUAGUAUCAGACCAAACUGCUAGGCGGCAUUCAUGGAUAUUCUACCAGUGCACAUUGCCACUAUACCAACCGCACCAGUUCCCUGAGGCCAGCCCUACCACGGUUAAAAUACCACGGCGGUGUAUUUGAUCUUGAUGCGCUUGGUGUCGGAAAUAUUGGUAGGAUGUGCCUUACGCAUAUGUCAUCUCAAAUGCGACUCAAAAAGUUUAAACCCAGCAUGGCAACAGCGAGGGCUGGGAGGGGUUUCCUCAAGUGCUUGAGGCAGAAAUGGUUAGGAGAUCGAUUCCUUCACAAAUUUACAUUCGAUUCCGAAGGGUCAUCCGAAAUUCAGAGAACUGAGCUGUAUCCAAGGUAUCGAGCAGCAUCUGAGGACCUUCUUGAAAAUGAUGUAGAAGGGACAGGACCAGAUUCUGAACCACCUUCACCGCCUUCCAAGUCACGGAAAAAGCCUUGUCGAUUGUUCUUGGUGCCGCAACACAAACUAGUUCUUCUACAAGCAAUUAUCAGCGCUCCUCCAUUUGCUAAGGAUGACAGGUCAGUUAAUCAACGGUGGCAGAGCGUCGUCGAUCGAAUUCAAGAGACAGAAUUGUCUCCCCUCCGUUUUGGUGCGCCCAUCUAUAGCGGUGUUACAGUACGCAAUGCUAGAAGCGCAUGGGAGGCAAUGGCACAGGACCACAAAAGAUAUCUAAGAGAAAAGACUGCGGCAACCGGCAUUAUUGGAGAAGGAGACAGGCACCGUUGUCUAAUCAAUAUGGCAUACAAGCUAGAGCAGGAAGCUCUUCAACAACGGACAAGCAGUCUUAAUAGUCGUAAGCGUGCUCAUGAAACUCAUCUACAGAACAACAGAAAUAAUGAAGCUUUGCGGGCUGCUGCAAUAUCGCGGGCUUCUGCACUGUCACGGGCUGCACGAAAGCGUUCUUCAGGUUCUCCCGAGGAUUCAUCUUCCGAAAAUUCAUCUUCCUCAGACACAAGUCAACAACGUAAAAUCAAACGCACAAGGGAUAUUAAUGAGCUGCGUAAACUAUUUCUUGAAAGAAAGGAAUACUUGGAUCAUGCAAAAGCCAUGGAAACAGGAUAUCGUGCUAUUAUCAAAGAGAUACUAAGAAUUAUGCAACAAGAUAGAUCAGAGCAGCAUGCUGUUAAUAGGGCAAUUCUUGAGCAGCAUACUGUUAAUAAGGCAAUUCUUGAACUCUUAUCCAAGAAAUAA
Molecule: messenger RNA, 1297 nt
Organism: Lobosporangium transversale
Lineage: Eukaryota; Fungi; Mortierellomycota; Mortierellomycetes; Mortierellales; Mortierellaceae
Exons: 3
Coding region: 254-1297 (347 amino acids)
Source: RefSeq, a predicted model, not a curated record